Molecule: messenger RNA, 3644 nt
Organism: Nelumbo nucifera (sacred lotus)
Lineage: Eukaryota; Viridiplantae; Streptophyta; Magnoliopsida; Proteales; Nelumbonaceae
Source: RefSeq, a predicted model, not a curated record
UUACUCUUCGCUGCCACAUCUCCUCCACCUGUUCCCCUUUCUCCUUCCCUUCUCUUCAUCUCCAAAGCUCCAUCUCUAUCGCUUCUAUCUCCCUCCUCCUUUUCCUGUCUCUUUUCCUUCUCUCUUUCUAAUAUUUUCUAUCUCCUUUUCUAUCUUCUAUGCUUCUUGCUCUCUCGUUUACCAACCCCGAAGCAGUCUCAGUCAAAAACUCCUGAAAACUACUGCAAAAACCUAAACAGUGGUUUUCCGGCUACCGAACAGUCUGAUGAACAGAUCUGAUCCACGUCUCAUAUGGGCUUCUUAAGAGCUCCAGAAAGCUUGUUUUUCUCUAAGUCAUGGAUCACUUCACGACUGUAAAUAGAACGAGACAGAUAAAGAUGAAGUUGGAUGCUCCGAGAUCUCCGUGAGCGUUAUUUUAUUUUGUUUUUUAGCCUGGUGAAAUUAGUUGUCAAAGUCCAUUCUUCAAAAGCUUCGACUUCUUACUACUUGUUCCUCUUGUUCUCGUUGCUUGGCACGUAUGAACAAAUACAUAGUCUGGAGCUACCCUUGUCUGAAAUUCAAAUCUUAGUCUUUUCUGCCCGUGUACUACUUGUAAAAAUCUGAUUAGCCUUCUCAGACUGCAGCACAGAAUCUAGUAAACGCUUUCCCUCCAGGGGAAAAAAAAGUAAACUCUAUAUAAGACCCCAAUCCAGUUAUCCAGACCAUAGAGAAGUAGAGCUAUGGAGAGAGCGCUUGACUUGUUAUUGUAGAGUGAAGGAGUUCUAUAGCUAUUAGGGUUUUCCGUUAGUGAAGUAUGCCUUCCGGAAUCAUGAUUCCACCAAGACAUGUGCCGCCAUUGAUGGGAAUGAACGGAAAGGUCGCUGGAUUUAGUUCGUCUUCUGGGCUUACGCUCGGUCAGGCAGCAAACAUGUUGGAUGGUCAGCAACACCAGCUCGAGAUGACCCAGACCACACCCGAAAACGAGAUGGCGAAGAUCAGAGAUGAUGAGUUCGAGAGCAAGUCCGGCAGCGAAAACAUCGAAGGAGGUGGCUCCGGUGACGAACAAGAUCCUAGCCAGCGUCCAAGAAAGAAGCGUUAUCAUCGUCAUACUCAGCACCAAAUCCAGGAAAUGGAAGCUUUCUUCAAGGAGUGCCCUCACCCAGAUGACAAGCAAAGGAAGGAGCUGAGCCGUGAAUUAGGGUUAGAGCCUUUGCAGGUCAAAUUUUGGUUCCAGAACAAGCGCACCCAAAUGAAGACCCAGCAUGAGCGUCAUGAGAACACACAUCUGAGAACCGAGAACGAGAAACUACGGGCGGAGAACAUGAGAUACAAAGAAGCCCUGAGUAAUGCAUCAUGUCCUAACUGCGGUGGCCCUACUGCCCUUGGCGAAAUGUCAUUCGACGAGCAUCAGUUGAGGCUUGAAAAUGCUCGGUUAAGAGAAGAGAUCGACAAGAUCUCGGGAAUUGCUGCAAAAUAUGUGGGCAAGCCUUUGGUCUCCUACCCUCUUAUCUCUCCCCCCAUUCCUCCCCGCUCCCUUGACUUGGGUGGUGGAAACUUCGGGGCGCAGCCCGGUGUUGGAGGGGAAAUGUAUGGAGCAGGCGAUCUCCUUAGAUCUGUAUCUGGGCCUAUCGAGGCUGAUAAGCCUAUGAUUAUUGAACUUGCUGUAGCAGCAAUGGAGGAACUCAUCAGGAUGGCCCAACUAGGCGAACCCUUGUGGGUGCCUUCAAUGGACAAUUCUACUGAGAUCCUGUCCGAAGAUGAAUACAUCAGAACGUUUCCAAGGGGAAUCGGACCAAAACCCUCUACAUUCAAGACUGAAGCUUCUAGGGAAACUGCUAUUGUUAUCAUCAACCAUGUUAACCUUGUUGAAAUGCUUAUGGAUGUGAACCAGUGGUCGAGUGUGUUUUCUGGCAUUGUCUCAAGGGCCAUGACACUAGAAGUUCUGUCAACCGGAGUAGCAGGAAACUACAAUGGAGCCUUGCAAGUGAUGACAGCAGAAUUCCAAGUCCCUACACCACUGGUUCCGACUAGAGAGAGUUACUUUGUUAGGUAUUGUAAACAGCAUGCUGAUGGGACUUGGGCGGUGGUCGAUGUUUCCUUGGAUCAUUUACGCCCUGGACCUGUGUUAAGGUGCAGAAGAAGGCCUUCAGGCUGUCUAAUCCAAGAAAUGCCAAAUGGAUAUUCGAAGGUUAUAUGGGUCGAACAUGUAGAGGUGGAUGAUAGAGGUGUUCACAGCAUGUACAGAGGGCUAGUUAAUUGUUAUCUUGCAUUUGGCGCGAAGCGUUGGAUUGCUACUUUAGAUCGACAGUGUGAACGCCUUGCAAGUGUAAUGGCAACUAAUAUUCCUUCUGGAGAUAUUGGUGUCAUAACAAGUCCAGAUGGGAGAAAGAGCAUGUUGAAGCUGGCUGAAAGGAUGGUGAUAAGUUUUUGUUCUGGGGUGAGUGCUUCUACUUCUCACACAUGGACUACAUUAUCUGGAAGUGGCGCUGAAGAUGUAAGAGUCAUGACCAGAAAGAGCAUAGAUGAUCCAGGCAGGCCUCCUGGUAUUGUGCUGAGUGCUGCCACUUCCUUCUGGCUUCCAGUCCCACCAAAGAGAGUUUUUGACUUCCUGCGUGAUGAGAACUCCCGAAGUGAGUGGGACAUCCUUUCAAACGGAGGUGUUGUUCAAGAAAUGGCGCAUAUUGCUAAUGGCCGUGAUCCAGGCAACUGUGUCUCCCUGUUGAGAGUUAAUAGUGCAAAUUCAAGCCAGAGCAACAUGUUGAUAUUACAGGAGAGCUGUACUGACUUGACAGGGUCUUUUGUGAUCUAUGCUCCUGUGGAUAUUGUUGCAAUGAAUGUGGUUCUCAAUGGCGGAGACCCAGACUAUGUAGCUCUCCUGCCUUCAGGAUUUGCCAUACUGCCUGAUGGGUCAACAGUUCAUGCAGGAAUUGGUGGGGUUGGCUCUGGUGGAUCUCUUCUGACUGUUGCAUUUCAGAUAUUGGUUGAUUCAGUCCCGACUGCUAAACUCUCUCUCGGAUCAGUUGCUACCGUUAACAGCCUCAUCGCUUGCACUGUUGAUAGGAUCAAGGCUGCAGUUUCAUGUGAGAACGCAUGAACCCAAAAUGGCUACCGAAUCGUCGAGCAGAGUGGAAUAAAAGAUAGAAGAACCAAAGAGAAGGGAGUCAAUGGAGGUGGGUAUGGAACUGUGGAUUUUGAAUGACGGAUUGAAGUCAAGAGCGAACCUUACCCGACCCGUGGUGGCGUUUACUUGGGUACCGUAUGACAAAACGGCUGGGGCACAAUCAUCAUCACCUCGCAAGGGAAAUGGUUCGGGUAUUGACUUCGCCAAAACGGAGUCAGAAAAGAUACUAAUUACUGUAGUUUGAUCCAUAGAGUUAGGGUUUUGACUUACGAAUCUUGAUCUUUUGCUUCGACUGUGUCUGUUCUCUUGUAUCCUUUUGUCUUCUCCAAUUCCGUGUGGUUUUGAAGCGUCUGGUGAUUGGAGUCGAACCAGUACUAGUGGCAAACAUUUGUUUCUGUCUUUGAUAAUAGUGUCUUCAAUAUAAGAUCCCAUUAAAUUAGCUAUCUAGGUUUGGCCUAUUUUCUUUUGUUGGUUCCUAGCCCAAUCCCAAUGAUGCCUUGUAUCAAGAAUGGAAUAUUGGAUUGAUUGGAAGCUUCAAAUCAAA